Pogona vitticeps (central bearded dragon) is the source of this 918-nucleotide messenger RNA. The record is from RefSeq and is a predicted model, not a curated record. Lineage: Eukaryota; Metazoa; Chordata; Lepidosauria; Squamata; Agamidae.
AUGCCAAACCAAACAUCUAAGACAGAAUUCCUACUCUUGGAAUUCUCCAGUGUCCGAGAAUUACGGAUAGCACAAUUUGUUGUGUUCCUGGUUUUCUACUUGGCUGCCCUUGUAGGAAAUCUCCUCAUCAUCUGUGCAGUAACUGUUGAGCAUCGUCUUCACACGCCCAUGUAUUUCUUCUUGAUGAACCUAGCCAUGACUGAUCUUGGAUCUGUUUCCACCACUAUCCCUAAAUCCAUGGCUAAUUCCCUGAUGAACACCAGGUUGAUUUCUUAUUUUGGGUGUGUUGCUCAAGUUUAUCUCUUUUUGCUCUUUGGAGGAUCAGAUUACGCCCUUCUCACUAUCAUGGCAUAUGACCGGUAUGUUGCCAUCUGUAAUCCACUACAAUAUGGCUUAAUUAUGAACACAGGGGCUUGCAUUCAGAUGGCAGGGGCUGCGUGGGUCAGUGGUCUUCUCUAUGGGGUUUUGCACACUGGUAGCAUCUUUGCCACCACAUUUUGCUCCAAUAUUGUUGACCAGUUUUUUUGUGAGCUCCCACAGCUGUUAAAAAUCUCCUGUUCUACAUUAUCUGUACUUGAAAAUGUGUUCCUUGUUGUAAGUUUUAUUGUUGCCUUUGGUUGCUUUGUCUUUAUACUCAUGACAUAUGUGCAAAUUGUCACCACUGUGCUGAAAAUGCCCUCAUCUCAAAGAAGGCAAAAGGCAUUCUCUACAUGCCUUCCUCACCUCAUUGUUUUCUCUAUGCUUCUCUUCACUGGAACAUUUGUCUAUCUUAGACCACAAUCUCAUGACUCCUCACCUACAAAUAUGGUUUUUGGUGUCAUCUAUUCUGUGAUUCCUCCCAUGAUGAACCCAGUAAUCUACAGCAUGAGAAAUAAGGAGAUUAAGGAUGCGUUGUCAAAACUUUUAGGCUUGAAGUAG